AUGAAAAACACCUCACAGGGGGCCCCCAAACAAAACUUCAUAGAGGGGGGCCCCCAGGGGCCCCCUUAUAAAUACCCUGAGGGGCCUCUUGAGGGCUCCAAAGCUAGGCUUGGAGGGGCCCCUGUGGGGUCACCAGGGGGCCCCCCUCAGGUGCCUCCGGGGGGCCCCCCUCAGGUGCCUCCGGGGGGCCCCCGUAGGAGGCCUACGGAGGGCCCCCCUAUGGAGCCUCUAGGGGGCCCCCCUAAGGAACCUCCGGGGGGCCUCCCUGAGGGUCCUCUUGGGGGCCCCGCUAAGGGGGCUUCUGGGGGCCCCGCUAAGGGGGCUUCUGGGGGCCCCCUUGAGGGGCCCCACGAACUGUCGGGAGGGGCCCCCAGGGGGCCCCCUGAGGGCCCCUCUGCGGAACAACAUAAGGGGCCCCCAGGUGAACGCGAGCAGAAAGAGGGUUUAGGAGGGGGGCCCCCCACCCCUCCUUUGGCCCUUCCUUGGCGUUGCUUCGACUUCAACUUCAACGGAGACUUCUGUUUGAGGGGCCUCCCUGUGCUGCUGCCUCCAGGGGGCCCCUUAAGGCCCCCUGAGGAGCAGUGCAACGGUGACACCGGUUGCUCCGUCUGGGAUGCCUCUGUUAUCUUAGCCCGCUUCCUUGAACAACACCUACUGGGGCUGCUUAGCCCCCUCACGGCAAUACCCCAAGGGGGCCCCUCAGGGGGCCCCUCAGGGGGCCCCCGCUCAAAGGGCCCUUCAGAGGUCCCCUCAGAGGGCCCCUCAGGGGGCCCCUCAAGGGCCCCUGCAGGGGGCCCCUCAGGGGGCCCCUCAGGGGAAACGUCAGGGGGCCCUUCAGAGGGUCAGCUAGAAGGCCCCACGGAGGGCUCGUCAGGGGGCUCCUUAGGGGGCCCCCCAAUAGUAAGGGUGCGAGAAGAGCCCUCAGGGGGGCCCCCUGAGGGUUCUUCCUUCCCCCUUAUUAUUGAGCUGGGAGCAGGGAAGGGCCUCGUUGGGCUGGGUGCUGCUGCUGUUCUGGCAGCCUCAGCAGCAAAGGCGACAGAAGGGCCCCCUGCAGUACCUGAGAGCCCAGUGGGGGCCCCAGGGCCCCCUGGGGCCCCCGGGGGGCCCCCAAGUGCGUACAAGUGCGAUGUGCUGCUCACAGACCUUGAUUACUGCCUUAAGGGCCUCCGCACUGCUGUACACCUCAACAGACACUUCGCUCAGCUGAUCCACCUUACAAAUAAUAUACAGGGAGCCCCAAUGGAUCCCCUAGAGGGGCCCCUGGGGGGGGCCCCAGAGGGUACCGCAAGGGGGCCCCUAGAGGGGCCCCUAGGGGGGGGCCCAGAGGGCCCCACAGUGGGGGCCCCCGAAGGGGCCUGCGGUGUUGCUAAGGGGCCCCUGAUGAGGGUUGCAGUGGAGGCCCUUGACUGGUUUUGCCCGGAGAAGUGCGCUGCAUGGGGGCCCCUGGGGGGCCCCCCUGGGGGCCCCCCUCUGAGGGAUGUGUUAGUGGUUGCUGCGGAUGUGCUGUGGCUGAGAGAGCUUGUAGAGCCCUUUGUACAAACGCUUGCUUUCAUAUUAAUUCAAAGAGAGACUACCCUCACAGCAGCAGAUGCUGCUGCAUCUGCUGCUGCUGCAUCUGCUGCUGCUGCAGCUGCUCCUGCAGCAGCACGGACGCCUUCAAAGGGGGCCCCACAGGGGCCCCAAGAGGGAUUAGCAGAAGCAUCAGGGGGGCCCCCCGAGGGGGCCCCUCUUAGGGGCCCCCCUUCAGGAGUUCAAGGGGCCCCGCAUGCAUUAAAAGAAAAGCAGCUACGUCUGCCUUUUGCUAUUAUUGCACAUCAGACGCGUUGUACAGCAGUAGAUAAUCUCUUCUUUACCCUUUUAAAGAAAUAUAGUCUCUCUGCUAGCCUCCUAAGCUACGGGGGCCCCCAGGGGGCCCCUCUAGAGGGGCCCCUCAAUUCAAUUAAGAUUUAUAUAAUUCAAAGAGACGAUACUCAUUAA
Molecule: messenger RNA, 1977 nt
Organism: Eimeria acervulina
Lineage: Eukaryota; Apicomplexa; Conoidasida; Eucoccidiorida; Eimeriidae
Exons: 2
Coding region: 1-1977 (658 amino acids)
Source: RefSeq, a predicted model, not a curated record